GUCAAACGACAAGUGACAGCUGUCAGCUGGCCUUUCCUUUCUUUCCGGUGACUGCUACACAAAAGACGCUAAAGAUGUUUAUGCCAAAAGCUCAUCGUGUCGCUAUCUAUGAGUACCUCUUCAAAGAGGGAGUCAUCGUUGCCAAAAAGGAUUUCCACGCUCCCAAGCACCCCGAGCUGGAGACUAUUCCCAACUUGCAUGUAAUCAAAACAUUGCAGUCAUUACACUCACGCGGCCUGGUGAAGGAACAGUUCGCAUGGAGACAUUAUUACUGGUACUUGACCAACGAAGGUAUUGAGUACCUCCGCAGCUACCUGCAUUUGCCUCCAGAAAUUGUGCCGGCUACAUUGAAACGCCCAGCGCGCUCAGAGACAAUGCGUCCACGCCCAGCGGCAUCUACUCGCACUGGCGACUCUUCCAAGACCGGUGAGGACCGUACAGCGUACAGACGUGCGCCCGGUGGACCCGACAAGAAAGGUGAUGCUGGUCCAGGUGCUGCCGAUGUUGAUUUCCGUGGUGGUUUCGGUCGUGGCGCACGCCCUCAAUAAUUUAGUUGUAAAACGAUGUUACAGAUGGAAGUUUUUAUUUUAAAGUAAAUAAAAAAAAACAAUCACGGAAAA
Molecule: messenger RNA, 620 nt
Organism: Anastrepha obliqua
Lineage: Eukaryota; Metazoa; Arthropoda; Insecta; Diptera; Tephritidae
Gene: RpS10b
Product: 40S ribosomal protein S10b
Exons: 2
Coding region: 75-548 (157 amino acids)
Cellular component (GO): cytosolic small ribosomal subunit
Molecular function (GO): RNA binding; structural constituent of ribosome
Source: RefSeq, a predicted model, not a curated record